Messenger RNA from Dissoconium aciculare CBS 342.82, 1455 nucleotides. RefSeq lists its product as uncharacterized. Lineage: Eukaryota; Fungi; Ascomycota; Dothideomycetes; Mycosphaerellales; Dissoconiaceae. Gene Ontology annotation, biological process: lipid metabolic process. Gene Ontology annotation, molecular function: phosphoric diester hydrolase activity. The record is from RefSeq and is a predicted model, not a curated record. Bases 155 to 1114 code for a protein of 319 amino acids. The transcript has a single exon.
CGCGUCGUCGUCGUCAUCGCAGCACUAUGAACGAUGGCGUGUCCUCCAAGCGACGCGUGCAUAUAUAUAGAUGAAUCAUAAACUUCCGUAAAACACCCUUGUUGACAGCUCCCACCAACGUAUCUCGAGAAACUGAUCGCUCAAGACGUGAAAUAUGCUCCUCUCAACGCUCCUCUCCACCACCCUCGCUCUCGCAGGCGUCACGUCCGCCCAAGGCUACGAUCUCCCGCUCUCCGCCCCGCUCCAAUCCAUCCUCUACAAUGCCCGCAACUCCUCCCUGACCCGUUACCCGACGCAAUUGACCCAAGGCAUCAUCCCCAUCGCCAUCCACUCUCACAACGACUACUGGCGGCCCGUGCCCUUCUACUCUGCGCUCUCCGUCGGCGCCUACAGCAUCGAAGCCGACGUCUGGCUCCUCAACGGCACAUUAUACGUCGGCCACGAAAUCUCCGCCCUGACCCCCGCGCGCACCUUCCACUCUCUCUACAUCGCGCCCCUCCUGGACACCCUCCGCCGCCAGAACCCUAACACGACCUUCGUAUCCUCCGCCUCGACCAGGAACGGCGUCUACGACACCGCGAGUACCCAGACCCUCUACCUCUUCGUGGACGUCAAAACCGACGGACCGACGACCUGGCCCGCCGUCAUCUCCGCCCUUCAGCCUCUCCGCUCCGCAGGCUUCCUCGCCCGUGUGGAGAACGGCUCCUCCAGCAUCGUCCCGGGCGCCGUCACGGUCAUCGGCACGGGCAACACCCCGCUGAACCAAAUCCAGGGCGUGAGCCCGCGGGAUUACUUCUACGACGCACCGAUCCCCACGCUGAAUUCGACAUUCGCCAACAUCACCGCAGCCGUCUCGCCGAUCGCGAGCACGAAUUUCGCGGCCCAGUUCGGCGAUGUGCGGAAUCAGACUUUCAAUGCCUCGCAGUUGGCGCUCCUGCAGGCGCAGGUAAAGACGGCGCAUUCCAAGGGCAUCAUGGUCCGAUACUGGAACCAGCCGGGUUGGCCUGUUGGGACGCGGAAUGCGGUAUGGAGGACGCUGUGGGACGCCAGGGUGGAUUUGUUGAACGUGGAUGAUUUGGAAGGGGUGGUGAACUUUUGGGAGAAUAGGGGUUAAAACGCCUCGCGGUAAAGAACAGCAGAUUUCCGCGACAGGUCCCGAGAGACAGGAUUUGGGCGAUGGGAAAAAGUGCUCGAUGAGAGCCGCCCAUGAUUGAUGAAUUGACGAAUUUUAUUCUAGAGUAAUGAUUCAUUGAUGAACCAAGUCUCGUCCGGAUCUUCUUCCGUCUCAGGCCUCAUCACUGCGUUUUCCCGCUUCUUCCGUCGCGCAGCUGCUGCCUCGCUCUGUUUUUCGGCUCUCUCGUUCAGCGGUGUGAAAGUCACGGGAUUCUUCUUGGCUUCGCCAGGGCCUUCGGAUUUGAAUUGAUAUCCUCGCAUUCUAAUUUUCCCACGAGGUUA